AUGAACUCGGCGAAACAGUCGUCGAGCCAGACCUCAUUGUUCCAGGUCUAUCUCCGGCUGCGGCCUCCCAUUACAAAAGAAGAAGCUGCACAUGCUCAUCGUGGCGAGCGGUAUCUGAAUGUUGAACCAGCUGAAGCUACAGAAGAUCAGGAUGGAUCGCACGCCCAACCCCCGCGUCCUACGCAUAUCACCUUGCAGCCGCCGAACGAUUCACGGAAGCGCGCAGUCGAGAAAUUUGCUUUCACCAAAGUCUUUGAGGAGGAUUCAAAGCAGCUCGAGAUCUUUGAAAGUACAGGAAUGCCUGCCCUAAUUCAAGGCGUUCUGAAAGAAGGCCGGGAUGGUUUGGUCGCGACGCUGGGCGUGACUGGUAGUGGAAAGAGUCAUACUAUCUUGGGCUCUAAAAAUCAACGUGGGCUAACACAAAUGUCCCUUGACGUCCUCUUCCGCUCUCUGUCCGAUACCGUACGAUCCGCAGACAAUUUCGAAGACCCUACUCUACUCCCAUCUCUAAGCGCAGCAGACUCAUCUGAAGCUCAAUUAUUCUCUGCUCGCAAUUUUAUAGACAGCAUAUAUGGUGACCCUAACGAGCGCGGACGCGCUUCCAGGGCUCAGACUCCCAUGUCCAGAGCCCAAACUCCAAUGCUCGAUUCUGGUUCGACACCCCUGAUACCCCGCCGCCAUUUGAAUCAGCGCUUGAGUGCUAUACCAACCCUUCCCGCUGUAACGCAUUUGGCCACACCCGUUAAUCCACAGUCUGAGCACGUGGUUGUUGUAUCCAUGUAUGAAGUUUAUAACGACCGUAUAUUCGAUCUUCUCUCGCCAUCACUGGUUCCCGGUCCCGGUGGAGUCAUGACACGGCAGGGAGGGAACAGCCAGAAGGAUCGGCGAAGACCUUUGCUAUUCAAAUCUACAGAAGGCUCACCAGACCGCAAAGUAGUUGCCGGUUUACGAAAAGUUGUGUGCAGCACUUAUGAAGAAGCCAUGAUGGUUUUAGAAACUGGACUUAACGAACGUCGUAUUGCCGGAACAGGAAGUAAUAACGUUAGCUCUCGAAGCCAUGGAUUUUUCUGUCUCGAAGUGAAAAGGAAAGUCAGAGGCCGUCGAUUUGGGGAGGUGACGUGGACUGGGAAUACCUUGACUGUUGUUGAUCUCGCUGGUUCGGAGAGAGCUCGCAAUGCUAAGACCGCCGGUGCGACGUUGGCCGAGGCCGGAAAGAUUAAUGAAAGUUUGAUGUAUCUUGGCCAGUGUUUACAGAUGCAAAGUGCCUUCUCUGAGGGAAAUAGGCUUACGGAGUUGCUUUUCUCAAACUCUUUCCCGUCUUCUAACUCCACGACUCACAACCGCCAUCCUCAAAAAGCAAUUAUGAUUGCAACUGCUGAUCCAUUAGGAGAUUUUAAUGCCACGUCUCAAAUUUUGCGAUACUCUGCUCUGGCUCGGGAGGUUACCGUUCCUCGGAUACCAUCUGUCACAAGCACGAUUUUCUCUGGUACAAGCUCAACACAAAGUCGUCCUCCAACAGCAAAUGGUCGUACCACACCUUAUGCAGCUUCCACAGAAGAUCUUCAGGAAGCUGCAAGGGAAAUAGUGAGAAUUACAGACGAUUACGAGUCUCUAAUUGUCAAGCUAGCGGAGGAAGAGAUUGCUCGCCAAGAGUUAGAACUGAAACUUCGAGCAUCUGAGGAAAAAUGCCUCAUGAUCGAACAAGACGUGCGCGAGGAAUGUUGGGCCGAAAUGGAUGAGAAAAUGGAAGAAGAACGAAAACGAUGGCAAGAGGCCAUGGAUCGACAGGCUGGCCGGCAUGAAGAGCACCUUGACAAUAAAUUGGAGCUUGCCUCUCGCGGUAUAACAAUCUAUGAAGACCCCGAGCCAACAGCCGAUGAACGGGUUAAAGAGCUGGAACGUGAGAAUGACCUUCUUCGAAGCAAAUUAGCCGCUCUAGAACGUCAACUCAAUGUCCAGUCUUCUCCUACUCGCAAAGCCAGAUCUCGCACCACUGCCAUUCGUGACAGUGACAUGGACAUGGACAACAGUAUCCUCAGUAGCGAUAGCAGCGACCUCGAAAACAUGUUUCAGAGAGUGAACGCCUUCAAAGUUGCCGAAACUUACAAAUCUCCAUCAAAACCCAAGCCCGUUACGACUUCUGCUGCAAGUGCCAAGAAACCGCGAAGAGUGACAGCAAGAAAGAGAGAUUUGGGUCCCGAGGAGGAUUUAUAA
Messenger RNA from Talaromyces atroroseus, 2214 nucleotides. RefSeq lists its product as hypothetical. The coding region runs from base 1 to 2214 and encodes 737 amino acids. Gene Ontology annotation, molecular function: ATP hydrolysis activity; microtubule binding; microtubule motor activity. Gene Ontology annotation, biological process: microtubule-based movement. The transcript is spliced from 7 exons. Gene Ontology annotation, cellular component: microtubule; kinesin complex; nucleus. The record is from RefSeq and is a predicted model, not a curated record. Lineage: Eukaryota; Fungi; Ascomycota; Eurotiomycetes; Eurotiales; Trichocomaceae.